AUGAAAAGCAUAGAAAUAGUUGAUAUCCGUCAUAGAAGUAUGCAACCGGGUGUCACCAAUGCCGAGGUUUCACUGUUACAAUUGAUUGAUGAAAUUUCCAACGGAACUGUGGCCAAAAUCAACGAUACUGGUACCGCGGUCACUUUCAAACCCGGCAUAUUGACUGGUGGUAAAGUGGAUUUUGACUGUAGCACCGAGAGGGGGAUUGGUUACUAUGUGGAGUUUCUUCUCUUGAUCAGCCCGUUUUGCCGACAACCACUGGAAAUUCGUUUGCGUGGAGUGACCAACAGUCUUACAGAUCCCUCAAUCGAAAUGAUUAAACAAGCUUGGCUACCGAUUUACCGUUGCCUCAUUGGUGCGAGUGCUGCUGCCAGCCUGAAACUGGAGAUUGUUAAACGUGGCGUGUCCCCGCUCGGUGGUGGAGAAGAUGUUCUACAGAAUGCUUUGUCCGGUCUAGCAAACGGUGGAGUCGAGCUUCACCCAGAGGACAGAGUUCUUGACUUGGACUAUGCCUAUUACAUCGCCUUGCUGGGUUACAACACACAGACGGUCCAACACGCUUUAACCCAUUUAUCGAUGGAGGUAUCCAAGUAUGGUAUGCGUCUGCACCAUCCAAGUGCAGUGUUUGUUCAAGAUUGA
Molecule: messenger RNA, 639 nt
Organism: Echinostoma caproni
Lineage: Eukaryota; Metazoa; Platyhelminthes; Trematoda; Plagiorchiida; Echinostomatidae
Source: the annotation of a GenBank genome assembly